Calidris pugnax (ruff) is the source of this 2025-nucleotide messenger RNA. It is a transcript of the gene INKA2, whose product is annotated as family with sequence similarity 212 member B. Gene Ontology annotation, cellular component: nucleus. The record is from RefSeq and is a predicted model, not a curated record. The transcript has 2 exons. Gene Ontology annotation, molecular function: protein serine/threonine kinase inhibitor activity; protein kinase binding. Bases 121 to 1089 code for a protein of 322 amino acids. NCBI's taxonomy places the organism in Eukaryota, Metazoa, Chordata, Aves, Charadriiformes, Scolopacidae.
UGGAAAAUAACUUGCUUAUUUUAAGCCUCGUAUAGAAAGUUAAAUCUUUAUAGCAAGGUUUGGGGAUAAAGCACAACGGCUACUAAUGGUCCUGGCCUGGAUUGCUAGUUUAAUCUCUCCAUGAAGGAGGUGGGCGACGGGCUGCACGAGCAGAUGAACUGCAUGAUGGGGGCCCUGCAGGAGCUGAAACUGCUCCAGGUCCAGACGGCUUUGGAGCAGUUGGACAUCUCGGGGAGCCGAGGCACCGUGGCUGGCGCCGAGCACCACCAGUGCUGCCGAAACAGCCAGGAUGUGCCUCAGGCCCGGUGGGAGGUGGCGGUGGAGGAGCACGGCCCCACGUCCAUCCUGUGUGCCGUGCCACGGCCGGGGGGUUUGGCCCAUCCCGCUGGGCUCCCGGAGGAUGGCCACCUUGGAGACGCCCCCUCCUCCUUCAGGAGCCUCUGUGGUGAGGAUGUUUGUCACCCAAAAGGACAUUCCUCGGUGUCGAGCAGAGCAGAGCGUGUCCACCCACGGACAUUUGAGCCCAGUAGCCAGGGCACAGCUGGGGGGUGGCCAGCGUGCCGGGAGUGCCCAGGAUGUGACGAUGGCCACGACUGGACAUCCUCCCUGAUGUCCCAGAGCAGGAAUCGGCAGCCCCUGGUCUUGGGGGAUAACAUCUUCGCAGACUUGGUUGGGAACUGGUUGGAUCUGCCAGAGCUGGAUAAGAAAGGGGAGAAGAGCGAGGAGUCUCUGUCCAUGAGCAGGUCCCAGGAGCUCUGCAGGAAGUUCUCCCUCACAGCCAACAUCUUCAAGAAGUUCCUGAGGAGCGUCCGGCCAGACCGAGACAGGCUUCUCAAGGAGAAACCUUGCUGGCUUCCUCCUGAAGAUAAACAGCCCGAAAUUUCUAAGAGACCCAAAAAAAUGAGCAAACUCAAGGGGACAUUUUACUUCCCACUUCACGGGAACAUCCAGAACCAUCACAGCAAAGCGGAGAGGUGCCCAAAGGCAGAGAGCAAUAGUGAAAAGCCCAAAAUGGGCAUCAAGAAAGUCCACGAUACCAUAGACUACACCCAGACUGGGUUUGACAUCAAUACAGCUGUUUGGGUCUGAGUUUGUCGGUGUUCCCUGCUCUGCCAAGCACUUGUUUGGGGCUGGGGAGGAGCUGGAGGCCAUACACGUCUUUUCAGGAGACCCCUGAGCUCUCGACAUGGACCGAGACAAAAGAGAAGUCCUCUGCAAAGCGUCCAGUCUCCUGCAAGCAGCAUUUUCCAGAGAACUAUAGCUUCGGGGCAGUCGGAGCAGCAGCUGAUGCAGCCCCGUGUGGGGAGACUUUGGGGGGGGACCCAUAUUUGCAAAACUAAUCAGAAUCUUCAGCAGCUUUAAGGUGAGUGGUCCUGGAUGACCAGCUUCUGGAGCCUGGCUUCCGAUAGCCACUUCAGGCCCAUUCCAUCAUCUCCAGUUAAAACAGCUGCGGCACAAAAUUCACUGUGUGCAUGUGUGUGUGAGAGUGUGAAAAUAUAUAUAUAGUUUUUUAAAAGAAAAAAAAUCUAUUCCUGCUUGUGUGCACUUAAAACUGGGUUAUAGACCAGGCGGUUCAAGCGUUGUCCCUGAAGCACUUGUUAUUUAAGUUGAAAGAACAAAGUUUGAAUUUAUAAGAGUUGAGCAGUUGCUGAGUGGGGGUGUCAAACCCCAGCUUUGUUGUGUUCCAGCUGUGGGGUUUCCUCCUUAAAUUGUGUCUCCGUUGCUCUCCCAGCAUCUCCUUCCCCUGCCAGUUAAACCAGUAGGACACAAGGCUCCUUUUCGUGGAAGUUUGUGACCCCAGAGCCCUCGGUGGCUUUUGCUCCUCUCCUCAUGCCCUUCUCCCCACCGGCCUCGCCAGAGACCGUGUUGCAAGAGUUUAUUGUUGAGGUUGCACCAAGAUACAAAGUUGCCACAGACGUUUAUUGUUGUUGUUUCCUAUUGCUCUUUGUGUACAAACUCCUCUGGACAGAACCAAGUUCUUCAGUGUCCGGCUCUCCAAGAGUUACCAAUAAAGUGGUGUCAGUC